This is a messenger RNA of Hirsutella rhossiliensis, 1707 nucleotides long. RefSeq lists its product as uncharacterized. The record is from RefSeq and is a predicted model, not a curated record. Lineage: Eukaryota; Fungi; Ascomycota; Sordariomycetes; Hypocreales; Ophiocordycipitaceae. The transcript has 5 exons. Bases 1 to 1707 code for a protein of 568 amino acids.
AUGAAGAAGUUCCUUUGGUCCUGUACGGGCGAUUUGACGACCGUUUUCCAACGAUUCGAACGCUUCUGGGGCCAUCAGGCUGCUCAGAUCACAGCGAUAGAGAAUCGAAACCUCCACAAGAUAUCAACGUUCUCCCUACAGGCGCCGUAUAUGCCGAUCCGCGAGCGAGUCAAUGUCCUUGUAAUUGGGCUACUAGUCGAGGGCUACCGUGCUGCCAUCGAAUCUUCGAGUCUAUCAACACCAAUACCUCCCUUACACUCGACGACUUCGACCCAUUUUGGUAUAUUCCGAUCGAUACAAGCGCUCAGGGCACAAGCCCUACUCGGGCACCAUACGAGCCACAAGUUAUCAGGGCUAAGGGCCGCCCCAAGGGCUCACUCAACCUCGAAGAGUCACGGCGGUCAAGAUCAACGCGGCGGGAUCCGUCACAUCACGAGAUCGCUGAACGGCAUGAGCGGGCUGAGGCUAUACGACUGCCUCCUCCUCAACGGCACCAGCGGCGAUGACGGGUACGGGCUGCGGCACAUCGAGGAAAACGGCGAUACGUACGAGGCAGGCACACGGAUGCAACGGGCGUAUCAACAAGCCGGGCGUCAAACGCCAGUCUCUGAUGAUGACGAUCAGCCGGUACGGCGGGAGACCCAAGACUGCAUCUUCGUCGCCGGCCUCACGGACGAUGCCGCCCUUGAGGAUGUAUGGGAUCAAUUGGAAUCACAGUUAGAUGAAGCGGAUCAGGCACUUUACAGACAGAUCGCAAACAUCUACCUCCAGCUAUUCCAGCAUAGCUUUUCAAAGAUUGGGAGCUUGUCUGUGGCGCAAGACGCCGGUGCCGCUCCUCAUUGGCGCGUGACUUCCGGUCCAUUGACGUUCAAAAUGAACGAGGUGGAGCGGAUGGGAGGUGUCCAGGUCGGAUCCUCGGACGGGCCUUUUGACCUGGCAGUUGAUUACUUCCAAGCGCUGGCGGAUCAGAGUUUGAGCCAUCUUCUUAAUAACCACCGUGCUAGUCGAGACGAGCAAGAACUCCUAGAUGACCACAAGUCGAUUUGUGUGCUUCGAUCUCUCGCGGAGCACUUCAGUCCAAACGGCAGUAUUGACAGCGAGCACAAGCUAUUUUGCGAUGAUCUCCGGUUCGGAAACAUUCUCGUCGACGAGUCGUACAGGAUCGUAGCCGUGCUCGACUGGGAAUUUUGCUAUGUCGCCCCUCGAAGUUUCCUCUGCUCUCCACCAUCUUGGCUGAUUGGAACUGAACCGUUUGAGUGGAAGGACACCGAUGUCUCAUUCUACAAGGACCAACUCAGCUUGUUUCUUGAACUGUUGGAAGAAGAAGAGGAAAGAUGUCAGGCUGACCAUGCACUCUCUCGUCUUAUGCGACAGUCCAUGCGAGAUGGGGCUUUCUGGUAUAACUUGGCCACCAGGGAGAGCUUUCCCUUGUCGGACAUCAUGUCCCAUUGUCAGGACAUCGAGGCCUUCCAGACGUCUGCCCUGUCGAAGAACCUGGCAUGUCGGCAGAAGGACUGCCUGGACAAAACACAGGCGCCACAGAGAUGGAAGCAAAGGGAUUUCAUGCGUCUGCCUCCGUUCCUCUCAACUCUAUGGCAGGCUUUACGACCAUCCCUGCCCUCCUUUAUUAACCGUCUGGCUGAUUGGCUAAACCGUCGUGGUCGUGAGGAGGACGUCUACGCCAGUCAAGCCUCAGGCGGGCAGUAA